Molecule: messenger RNA, 3910 nt
Organism: Limulus polyphemus (Atlantic horseshoe crab)
Lineage: Eukaryota; Metazoa; Arthropoda; Merostomata; Xiphosura; Limulidae
Product: nose resistant to fluoxetine protein 6-like
Exons: 15
Coding region: 199-2670 (823 amino acids)
Molecular function (GO): acyltransferase activity, transferring groups other than amino-acyl groups
Source: RefSeq, a predicted model, not a curated record
GCUGCUUACCUGUUCUCUCAACUAAUGCAGGUAGCGUGGUUUCACCCAGAGAUAGAGAAUUUAUCUAAACCAGGUUAUCCAUGGUAUAUAACAGUUGAGUGUGUGAUGCCACAAUUAACCGCAAAUAUACAUCUUUUAUCAUCGUAUCAUUGAGGGUGUUGGCAGAAGAAAAAGGAACGAAUAUCUACAAAAAUCACAAUGCAAUCGAAAGCAAAAAAAGUGGUAAUUUCCUUAUUCUUUUUAACCGUAUAUUUCUAUGUAUAUACCAAAGCUGCUGUCAGUAAGAACUUGACAGAACUAAAGAUAAGUACCGAUAUACCUCAGCCACCACCUUCAGCUCAAUCUAUUUCUUCUUCUGCAAGCACAGAUAGAAACAUUUCCAGUUCGUCGGAAAUAAUAGAAUCAGCGUCUUCCGUUUCAUCUUUCUCUUCUACCGAGCUCCCUUUGUCUUCGGAAGAUAAAGCAAUUCAAUCUUGGACAAAACUUGAAGAAGUAGUUGAAAGCACUUUGGGUAAAGUUACAGUAAGGAUAUUUCCAUCUUUAAUCCAAGUUGGACUGAAAAGUAAACUUCCUGGAAACUGUAAAUCAGCGGUUUUGAGAACAAUGUUGGGAUUAAGAGCUAUGGAACCUUGGGCUUUAAAAAUGCUAGAUGCGUUUGGUAAGCCUGGUGGAGGAGUUCUGCAAGGGGCACUGACGUCAUUUGGAUCGUUUGAUGAAUGUCUGAGUGUGGAAGCUACCGAAUUUAACAAACGGACCAAUCAGACGGAGCGACACUUCAAUGGCCAGUAUUGUACUGUUGAAUUCCACCCACCAUUACCGCCUAAACCUCGGUACUAUACUGUUCAUCAUCGAUUGAAAUUGUUUGAAAACUUUACUAAAUCAGCAAAGAUUUUAUCACUCAUUAGCGAUAAAGCACAUUUCUUCUACUUUUUGUCGUUUCGACUUGGAGUAUGCAUACCCUCUACCUGCUCAUCGGAAGACCUUGUUCACGUGAUCAGUAGACUGAUAGGUUCCUAUGGAUUCACCGUUUCUGUUCCUCAUUGUGAAACAGAAGCAUCAGUGGAUAUAAACAGCAGCCAAAUAGUAAUUAUGUGCGUCUUAGGAAUUUUGGGUAUAUUUAUUCUCGUUGGAACUGCCUAUGAUACAUUAUCAUUUUAUUACUACAAGAACCGCAUGAGGAACAAACGUUCGCCACGAGGCACAUUUACCAGAAUAUUGAUAUCUCUGUCAGUUAACAGCAACAUCUCCAAAAUCUUAGAAACCACGACAUCUUUGGACAAACUACAGGCAUUGCACGGUCUCAGAGCUCUCAGUAUGACUUGGAUUAUUUCAGGCAACAUCUUUCUGUGUAUCAAAUACCAGAUUUUCCGAUAUGUGCUCUGCCCACCACGGAGUUUUUCCGGUGAAUUGGCUUUUCAGCCUUUCCUUAGUUCAACUCUUGCACUAGACACUUUCUUCCUUUCCAGUGGAUUCCUGACAGCGUACGUCAUUUUGAAACCAACAUAUGAAUCAGAAAGAAAAAUAAGCCUCUUGAUGCUCCUUCUUCACAAAAUCUACAGGAUGGUUCCGGCUCAGAUGAUAGUAAUAGCACUAGCUAUGUUGCUUCCACUGUUAGGCUCUGGACCUGUAUGGCAUGAGACAGUAGACCCCAUAGUAACCAAGUGUCAGAAGUCGUGGUGGGCCAACUUGUUUUUUGUUAACAACAUUGUUCUCUCGGCUAAAGAUAGGUGUUUAGAACACUCCUGGUACGUGGCUUGUGAACUACAACUCUUCGUUGUGUCCAUGGCAGUAGUGUGCCUAAUGCAAAGGAAACCCAAACUUGGAAUUUUGCUGUCUUGCGUAUUGACUGUUCUAGCGGUCAUAAUAACGGGAGUGUUGACCUUCCAUUAUGUCCUCCCACCCACAGUUCUGUUUGCUCAAGCUGACCAAAGUGAAAGGCUGACUUCCGAGGACCUGACUUAUCAUAAGCCUUACGCCCAUUUAGGUGCCUUCUGCACGGGGCUUAUUAUAGGCUACAAAAUAGCUAAAAAGUCUGUGUUCAACAUCAAACCGUAUAUACAGUUAAUCCUAUGGCUGCUAGCUAUAGGCUGUAACCUUUCCCUGGUUCUGGGAAUUCAUCCGUGGAACAAAGGCAACGAAGCGAUUGACACAGCGGAUUCGGCGAUUUAUGCCGCCACUCACAGAACACUCUGGGCCGUUGGGGUCGGUUGGAUGGUCUUUGCUUGCAUUACUGGAAAUGGAGGUAUCAUUAAUAGGAUUCUGUCUUGGAGAGGGUGGAUACCGUUAAGCCGGUUAACUUUCCUCACUUACCUUCUACAUCCUCUGGUCCAGAUGACCUUAAUAGCUAGUGUCAAAGAACGCCUUCAGGCGGACCAGUACAUUGCACUUUACUUGUUUAGCGGAUUGCUGUUAAUAUCGUUUUCAAUGGCGUUGUUCGUUUCCCUGUUCCUGGACAUGCCGCUGCGACAGUUGGAAAAUCUUUUCAUCGCCAGAAUAAGGAAAGGCUUUGACUCCACAUAUGACCUCGAUGGGAGGACGGAGCCAGGAAAAGUAAAAGAUAAAAGCUACCUUAGAACAGAUGUGCAAGAUGAACAUACAAGAAAACAAGUUUCAAAUGACAAAAGAUUUGGUGAAAGUUUUGACGGCAAAAUGUUUGUUUGCCACUUAUGAAUGUUUCUGUUUAUUGUGAGCUAUAAUCUAAGUUACAUAAUAAUAAGAAGACGGUUACAUAUAUUUAUAUUUUGUAGCUAUACCUGCAACGCAUACACAAACGUAUUUGAAUUUGAAAUGAAAAUAAUUUCCUCUAAAAGAUUAUUUAAUUUGUUAUGUGGGCAAUUUAUGACACGUUGAUAAACGAGUGUAUAAAUCAAAGCCCUUGCUAACAAAUAUCUGGAAUUUGCUGUUUUUAUUUUCUUGUUUGUAAUCAACAGAAGUAUUCUAAAAGGCCUAAAAACCUGUCCUAGCCCUAGAAUUACCGACAGCACCAGCUUUAAAAUUAUUUAUGAAACAAAUAGUUUUUGGUUCAUUUAUACCCGUUGGCUAAAGUUUCCCAAAUUAUAUAUGAAUUGUACAAAAAUACCUCCAGUAUUGUAAUCAAUUCCACUAAUCAUUGUUCUGCUGUCUAGUUUAUAGUACUGGGAAAAUCGAUGAUUUCAGCCAGUUAUUUAGACUGAGUGUUUCAACAUUCAAAAACGUAAAGUUAAUCAAAAUAGUACAAUAUAUAGAUCCCACCAGUUGUGAAUAGUAUACAAAAUGUCGGGAAUUUGAGGGUUUAAAGAUAGUGAAAUAUAAAAUCUACUUUUUGAAGUAUGGGUUUCUCUUAUGCUAUAACAAUACACACGCAAUGGAGAAUUCAUCUCUAAAACAAUAUCUGAUGUUUAGAGUGACUCUAUAUUCGGUUAUUAUGAGAUUGACUAUAAUUAUUUGAUCUUAGUGCAAAAUUCAUGUUUUCCAGUACUCUACAAUAGUCGUACACCAAAAGUAUAACCAUAGUGUUAAGAAACAGAAGAAAAAUGGCUAUUGAUAGACGUAUUUACAUUCGUAUUUCUAAAGUAAAGACUCCUAUGUAAUGUUCUUUGUAUGUACAUUACAAUCAAUUUUAGUGCUGUUUUAGCCUCUCCUUGCGAUGGACAGUACUAGGGUAUCUUUUUUUUUGAGUGUUUUGGAGCCCUUGUAUGCAGUGAUAGUUUAAACAUCGUAUGUCAUGUCACUUGUCAGUUAGUGAAAUAAUUCAGUAUUUGUAAGCAAGAAUAUACAGCCGCCUUUUUCACUACCUAACAUUGAGUAACUUUGUAAAAUGUGUGUGUGUGUGAGAGAGAGAGAGAGAGAGAUUUUGACUAGAAUUUGAAAACCCUUUGACGACCGUUAGGAGUGUUUGUGUCACCUUUGGGUUUCUUCCCCACUAGCGUCC